AUGACUGCCUUCAACGAGCCCUAUCCAAUAUAUAUUCUUGGCCUUGGAAGUAUUGGAUCGUUCAUUUCGCACACUCUUCGAUGCCUUUCUGAACCGCCCCGUGUCAAUCUCCUUUUCCAUCGCGAAAGCCUGUGUCAAGAGUUUGAAGACAAAGAUCGCAAGAUAAGGCUUCAAGUUGGUGAAGGUGGUGUUCAAGAGGAAAGUUCGGGAUUCGACGUUGAACGAAUAGACGGAGAUUGGUCGGCAUCUUCAAACGACAAGAUAUACUCUCUGAUUGUGGCAGUCAAGGCGUCAGGAACUCUAUCUGCCCUUGAACCAAUCAAGCAUCGACUAGGACCUCAUUCUACUAUAUGCCUUUUCCAAAAUGGUCUCGGCCAGGUUGAAACUCUGAACAAGCAGCUGUUCACAGAUCCGCUCACGAGACCAACCUAUGUACUUGGGAUUAUGCGCCAUGGUGUGUAUCUGAGGUCCCCAUUUGAAGCUGUACUGUCUGGCACCGAUGGUUCAACUGCAGUUGGGGUGGUGGAUUGGGAGAACCAAAAUGAAGCAACGCCACAAACUAGGUUUCUUUUGGAUACCCUUCUGCGAUCUCCUGCACUUCAAUGCACAGAGCUAGCUUGGACCGAUCUGCUAAAAGCCCAAUUGCUGAAAUUGGCAGCUAACUGUGUGAUUAACCCCUUGACGGCAAUACUUGAUGUACGCAACGGCGAGAUCAUGGAGAACGAAAUGCUUAUACCCACAUGGCAUCGUCUUCUGGAAGAAAUAUUGGCUGUCUUUAACCGUCUGCCAGAACUUCAACACCUCCCUACGGAGCAGAGACAAUUUACUUUCUGCUCAUUAAAGAGUGCACUGGUGAAUACUGUUUGGAAGACAGCAAAUAACUCCAGCAGUAUGCGCGAGGAUAUUCGGAAGGGCAGAGGCACUGAGAUUAAAUUUAUCAAUGGUUGGGUCGUCAGACGUGGCGCAGAACUCGGAAUUGACUGCCCUACAAAUGCCUCUCUGACAGAACUCAUACUUGCGAAGAGCAACUAG
Molecule: messenger RNA, 1032 nt
Organism: Aspergillus oryzae RIB40
Lineage: Eukaryota; Fungi; Ascomycota; Eurotiomycetes; Eurotiales; Aspergillaceae
Product: ketopantoate reductase family protein
Exons: 1
Coding region: 1-1032 (343 amino acids)
Biological process (GO): pantothenate biosynthetic process
Cellular component (GO): mitochondrion; cytoplasm
Molecular function (GO): 2-dehydropantoate 2-reductase activity; NADP binding
Source: RefSeq, a predicted model, not a curated record